Molecule: messenger RNA, 858 nt
Organism: Uranotaenia lowii
Lineage: Eukaryota; Metazoa; Arthropoda; Insecta; Diptera; Culicidae
Product: antigen 5 like allergen Cul n 1-like
Exons: 5
Coding region: 119-787 (222 amino acids)
Source: RefSeq, a predicted model, not a curated record
GAGUUCGUUUAAUUUUUUUCUUGUUUCGUUAUCAAUAGCUGUUGUUUUCAAUUCAAUCCCAAUUAGAGCAUAUUACACAAAAAAUUAUUGCGAAAAGCAUAUUUGUCCAUCACCGACCAUGACGCAUAUCGGCUGCGACACGGACAGACAAUUUGCAAAAACAUGUACCGGCCAUCGACUGGUUCCAAUGUCUACCAAAAGACAAAAAGUCAUUCUAAUGACACAUAACCGUUUGAGAAACAACAUAGCUAAUGGCGAAAUUACUGGAUACCAAAAGGCAGCCAAUAUGUCAAUGCUGCUUUGGGACGAUGAACUUGCCUAUCUGGCAGAACUGAACGUCAAACAAUGUGACACCAAACAUGAUCAAUGCCGCAGUACAGAGCGUUUCAAAUAUGCUGGACAAAACAUCGGGCUUAGCUGGAACAGCAGACGUUUGGCUAAUUACGGUUCUCUGCUAAAACGAAUUGUAAAGAAGUGGUUUUUCGAACAUAAAGAUGCCUCCAUGGAAUACAUCAAUUCGUUCAAGUUUCGCAGCGAUAAAAAGCCGAUCGGUCACUUCACUGCAGUAAUUCAAGAUCAGUCGACCCACAUUGGAUGUGCGACCGCCGUUUACGAUAAGGUACGCCACGUAGAUGGAGAGGAUCUUUCAGGAAAGGAAUUUCUACUCACCUGCAAUUACGCGAUAGGGAACAUCAAUGAUUAUCCCGUGUACAUCACUGGGCAGCCCUGCAGUAAAUGUCCGACAAGAAAGUGCCACAGUGUUUACAAAUCACUUUGCGAGUCCUAGAGUUAUUUAAAGUAACUAUUUGAAAAAAAAAAUCAAUUUCUUGAAAAAUAAAGUUUGAACUCGCAUUUAAA